AUGUUAGGCAAAGAUAUCAGGGUCAGGACCAUUAAGCUGCCCUUCAACGAACGUCAGCAAGGAAGAGAUGAGGUUAAGAUCUCAGAACGAAAUAUCCUCGCCGUCCAAUCAGCUAUCAUUCGAGGAGACACAUCCGUGACCCUCUACAACUGGGACGGUAUUCCUAUGCAAAAAUGGCUCGACAUACAAGGUCACCUCAGUGACAUCGAACAAGUUGAGAUCCAACAUUUCGACAUAUUUGGGCCCUCUGGACCCAAAGAUCCUCACGGGCUCCUAGCGAAUGACAUCCUGGACACCGUGCAUUACGAGACGUGGGCUGGCCUAGAUUUCAAAUUCGACAAAAUUCUUGCCCAAGGUGGCCACGGAUUCGUGUCGCUAUGGAAUGUCACUUUCGACGACGGAUCCAGCAGGAAAGUGGUCAUCAAGAAGGGUGUGAGUUCUUGCUUUUCCGCCGAAAGCGAGAUGGAGUUCCACUUGCGGUACAACCGCGCCGAACACACAACGCAGGUCGUUGAUCUACAUCGCGAGGCCCAGAAGAUACAUGCAGCAAUGCGCAAGGCGGAUCCGUUGGCCAGGAGGGAGUUCACAAGGGGUGCCCAAUGGAACGCCAAAAGGCUGAAUUGUGCUGUUUUCGAGUAUGCUCCAUAUGGCGAUGUAUACCGCUUCAUGGAGAAUGUCAGCGAAAAGAAGGCGCAGUUCACAAAUCAAGUUCUUUGGGGGAUAUGGGAGUGCUUUGUAAUGGGUAUGGCUACGAUCGCAUAUACACCAAGCUUGACACACCUCAAACUCUCUUUCGAACGAGAGUUUGAGAGAGCUAGAUCCCAAGACAAAUUAUGGGACUUUCUCAACCACAUUGAACAAGCAUGGCGUAUUGAGCACGAUGUUCAUCUCGAUAUGGAAGCACUCAAUGUGCUUGUAGGCACCUGUCUUUCGCACACAACUCAGCCUGUGUUCAAGAUUCAUGACUUGGGCGCUUGGAGCUUUAGUAUGUCGACCCUCUGGAAGAAACUGAAAGAGAGAGAUGUUUGGAGAAUGAGAGGCCCCGUCAAAAUUCAUGGGUUAACGCCGGAGCAAAUGACAAGAGAGUGGGAUGAUAUUCCACUGAGAAUGAACGGAGAAGACGUACAACAAAACUUUGCUGGCGAAGAUUUCACAAAGGGAAGCAUUUGUGCCGGCCGUUUCGGAAUGUGGACCAAUAUCUUUCUCAUCGCCAGAGUUAUGGAAUCUAUCAUGACCGGAGUGUUUGCCAGAUAUCCCUUUCAAUGCGGCCCUCACAUGAAUAGGCAUGGUAGAGCUGCUACGCAAACAUAUGGAUGGCAGCUUAUGGACCCGGAGUACUCCCACAUCGACGAAGAGCUUCGAGAAAUCAUUUGCCGAUGCCUAAACGAGCGGCCUCAAGACCGACCCAGCGUUGUUCAACUAAUAAGGGAGGUUGAGAGGCGAAAGGCAAAGGGUUUCAGUCAACCUGAAGAAGCAGUCAAGAAAUGGUGGACCGACUUAUUGCACCCCAAUGAGGAACUGCGUCUCCCAGCACAGCGCAAAUCGAAGACUAGCCCUGUUCAACAAGCUGUGGCAGAUAGGAUGGGACCUUCCAGUCUCAUACAGAGGGCCAUCCGUGAUCCUACAGCCCGAGUACGAAAAUCGGUCAAAGUGCAAGCUGCUGGCCAUGGCAAACAGCCUAAGGCGGGUGCGUCAAAGUCCAAGGCUCCUCAGCGCCGUCGAAGCGGGGACAGAGAUCAAGGAGAUGCAGUUCCAAACCCACGACGAGCCGACGGUCUUGUGAGGCCCAUUCGAGGUCGUGGCAAAGUUCCUCAAGCGGAACCGCACAAAGAGGACCCUAUAAUAUCUCGAUCCCCCAGUGCGGGCUUCGUAAACCAGAAGGCCAAGCGUUCUAUCCGUCCGGGGAUAGAAAUUCGACCCUCUCCUCCUUAUCCAGACUCUCGUCCUUAUUUCUCGGCCGUUGGCCAAAACUCGCCGCCUGCUUUCCUAGCCAAUAGGGCAUUUGACAAGGCUCCUCCACGGGCUGGUCAAUACGGCAGUGGCAGCGUAGACUCAGACGGACCUCCUGUCACAGCGAUACCGAUUCGGGGCAGUUCUUCCAUGGAUAUUGACGAUGAGGAUAGGGUGCAAGACCUGCAGCAGGCAGCAGUCGACAAAUUCUGGGCACGGCGUCUUCGUGAAACUCCCCCUGCUCCUACUGCUGGGAAUGGUGAUCCUUACAACCCACAACAACCAGCCGCCAAACCUAAUUCUCCGUGGUGGCCUCCCACGCAUGCUCUUCCUACUCCUCGCCCUCGCGCCAGAGUGCGUGAAUCCUCUAAAUCGCCCCAGUUCAAGUCUGUUAGCAUCAGCCGUGUUACUCAGGGCACUACCAAGCACGUGAGGUUUAACGUGAAUACCAAGCCUAUUGUAACGAGUAAGAUCAACAAACGGCCUACAAAGGACAAGAAGGGUGGUUACAAAACAGGUCCAAAGAAGUCCAAGAUCCUCGAGUCGUGGGUCAAGAAGGCAUUGCCUGCUAUGCCCGUGGCUAUUCAGAACCUUGUGACUCGUGCCAGGCACCUUGAUGAGCAACUCAGGGAGGGCGAUGUGCCUGUUUAUGCCUAUAUUAAGUGA
Fusarium sp. VM40 is the source of this 2616-nucleotide messenger RNA. The record is from the annotation of a GenBank genome assembly. NCBI's taxonomy places the organism in Eukaryota, Fungi, Ascomycota, Sordariomycetes, Hypocreales, Nectriaceae.